UUUAUAUCUUCUUGAUAAUCUUUUAAAAAAAUUUCUAUUAAAUAUAUAAAGGAAGAACAAGAAAUAAAAUCACAGUAGUGAGGAAAAGAAUACAAUACGAAAUUGUACGUCUUUACAUCGAAAAUGAAAGUAUACGCAGCACUUAUAGCAAUAUUUGCUGCAAUUUUGGUGGCUUUCGUUUCCGCCGAAGAACCUAAAUGUCCAGAAGUAAAUGGAGAUGAUGCCACUCUACUUCCGAAUCCAGAUGAUUGUUCAACCUUCUAUGAAUGCGAUGAAGGAAAGCCAUUCUUAUUGGAAUGCAGUCCAGGACUUGAAUACAAUCCUGAACUAAGAGUAUGCGAUUAUCCAAAUCCCAAUGCAACUUGCAAACAUCGUCCUGAUCUCGAUCCAAACAACCCAAACAAUCGACCCUCAAGUCAGCCACCUCAACCUCAACAUCAUCCUUCAUCAUCUCCGAAACCGAAACCACCACGUCCUACACCACCACGUCCUACACCACGUCCUACAUCGAAACCACCAAAGCCAUGCCGUCAACCAAAACCACGUCCACCAUGCAAACCAAAGAAACCAUGCAAGAAACCUUCCUAUGCUUUACCACAAUUCUAUCCUAGCCCAUAUUUUUCUCCAAUUCUUCCACGGGAAUAUUAUGAAAAUUAUUAUGAAAAUGAAGAAUAUGAAAAUGAAGAAUAUGAAAAUGAAGAAUACAAUUAUGAUUCAGAUGAAGAGUAAUCUUGGCACAACUUGUUAAUAUUAUAUUGAAAUUGAAAUUAAUCUAAAAUAUAUUAAAUGUGUUGAUAAUAUAAAA
This is a messenger RNA of Apis mellifera (honey bee), 805 nucleotides long. RefSeq names its product early nodulin-75. Gene Ontology annotation, molecular function: chitin binding. Gene Ontology annotation, cellular component: extracellular region. The coding region runs from base 124 to 729 and encodes 201 amino acids. NCBI's taxonomy places the organism in Eukaryota, Metazoa, Arthropoda, Insecta, Hymenoptera, Apidae. The transcript has 2 exons. The record is from RefSeq and is a predicted model, not a curated record.